Aspergillus clavatus NRRL 1 is the source of this 834-nucleotide messenger RNA. RefSeq names its product inositol monophosphatase family protein. The record is from RefSeq and is a predicted model, not a curated record. Lineage: Eukaryota; Fungi; Ascomycota; Eurotiomycetes; Eurotiales; Aspergillaceae. Gene Ontology annotation, molecular function: inositol monophosphate 1-phosphatase activity. The transcript has 4 exons. Bases 1 to 834 code for a protein of 277 amino acids. Gene Ontology annotation, biological process: signal transduction; phosphatidylinositol phosphate biosynthetic process; inositol metabolic process.
AUGAGCACAGAACAUAUUGACCUCAAAGAGAUCCAUGAUUCUCUAAUCCAGAUAGCCUACAGAGCUGGGGAAAUCAUUACCACUGCCUUACCAAGUACAGGAAGUACUGGGUCAAAGAAGAAUAGUGCUGACUUGGUCACUGAAUAUGACCGUGCAGUCGAGACCAUGAUAUCUACAGUGUUAGCUGAGAGAUACCCGGAUUACAACUUUCAUGGCGAGGAGACGUAUGAUCCUGCAAAUUUGUUGACUGAUGCCCCGACAUUCGUGGUGGAUCCCAUUGAUGGCACUGUCAAUUUUGUUCAUGGGUUCCCAUAUGCCUGUGUAUCUCUCGGCUUCGCUGUUAAUCGCGUACCAGUCGUCGGAGUUGUUUACAAUCCGUUCAACAAGACGCUCUACUCCGCCAUUCGCGGACAGGGGGCGUAUUUGAAUCAAAGUACCAAACUUCCGCUCAAUAGGGAGAAUCUCGAACCACUGCACGGGCUUGAGAAUGCACUGAUUGGUAUUGAAUGGGGCUCGGAGAGGACAGGCGCAAACUGGGAGAUCAAAGUGCGAACAUUCGAAAAGCUCGGCCAGACUAAAGACAAGGGCGGCGCAAUGGUACGCUCGAUGCGUAGUAUGGGGUCUGCUGCAAUGAAUCUCUGCGCUGUGGCAGCCGGGCAUCUUGACUUGUACUGGGAAGGUGGCUGCUGGGCAUGGGACGUCUGCGCCGGCUGGAUAAUCUUGACAGAAGCCGGGGGUAUGAUCGUCGACGGAAACCCUGGAAAUUGGAAGGCUAGUGUUGAUGGGCGAAAGUACCUAGCUGUCAGGGCAUCCCCGGGCCAGUUUAAAUAUUGA